Penicillium canariense is the source of this 1647-nucleotide messenger RNA. Its product is annotated as acid phosphatase DET1. The transcript has 2 exons. The coding region runs from base 1 to 1647 and encodes 548 amino acids. Gene Ontology annotation, molecular function: phosphatase activity. The record is from RefSeq and is a predicted model, not a curated record. Lineage: Eukaryota; Fungi; Ascomycota; Eurotiomycetes; Eurotiales; Aspergillaceae.
AUGGGGAAACCUCGGAUGAUAAUCCUCGUCCGUCAUGCGCAAUCGGAAGGGAAUAAGAACCGCGAUAUCCACCAGACCAUACCCGACCACCGAGUCAAACUCACGCCCGAAGGACACCGACAAGCACUGGAGGCAGGCCGUCGGUUGCGCGACCUUCUACGGCCCGAUGACACCCUGCAUUUCUUCACAUCUCCAUAUCGCCGGACAAGGGAGACGACUGAAGGUAUCCUUGAAUCAUUAACUUCAGACGAUCCUUCGCCCUCGCCGUUUCCGAGACAUGGGAUCACGGUCUACGAAGAGCCCCGGCUACGAGAGCAAGACUUUGGCAACUUCCAGCCAUGUUCGACAGAGAUGGAACGUAUGUGGAUGGAGCGGGCAGAUUACGGCCAUUUCUUCUACCGCAUCCCUAACGGCGAGUCGGCCGCGGAUGCCUACGACCGAGUGAGUGGGUUCAACGAAUCGCUAUGGCGAAGCUUUGGCGAUGAGGACUUCGCCAGCGUAUGCGUUCUCGUCACGCACGGCCUCAUGACACGGGUAUUCCUCAUGAAGUGGUACCACUGGAGCGUGGAGUACUUUGAGGACCUCCGCAACAUCAACCACUGCGAGUUCGUAACUCUGAUCCUCAAUCCAGACAACGGCAAAUACACCCUCCAGAACAAACUCCGCACAUGGUCAGAGUUGACCAAGGAGCGAGAACUUGAGAGAGAACGUGAACGAGCGACGAGUGACCACGGCGUGACUUCCAUCGUUCCAUCCGACCAUACCCCCAUCCGCAGGAAAUGGGGCGGUUGUCCCGACGGAUGUACUCAUGGCUUGACGGGAGAUGCAAAGUCAUUUCGAGCACAAGUAGUGGAUACUAUCCAUCGUGGAAGUGGACCUGUACGGAAAAAUGUCGAUACACUCCCCGAUCAACCGUCACCACUCAAGCAGGCCUCGACUACAUCCGAUGGCCUAGAUGGGUCGCUCUCCUCCCUAUGGGAAAAUAACAACCACAACCAACACGGCGACAACUACAGCUCACAGUCCACAAAUGAGACCCAGGUCCUCUACAGGCGCUCCUCCAGCUCGGAUACCCACCAAAAUGGCAGCUCUCGCCCCGGCCGCCCCAGCCUCGGCGCCCACCGCGACAGCGAAGACUACCUCCUGCAUCCCCCAGCCUCAACCGCAUCCACAGCAACCCUCAAAAUGGCCCUGCUGCACCUAGGCGGCCGCGACGGCGGCGGCUCCAUGAGCGGCGCAAACAGUAUCGCCGCAUCCGACGACGAAGCCGAGGACCACCACCACGAUCACCACCACCGUCCUCGCGCCGUGACGUCCGUUCCCACCGACAAACACGCACAUGCGCACUCGCACUCGCACCCCGGAGCCAACCCGUCGCAAGACCUCGAAGACGACGGCGACGACGAGCUCAGCGCACAUCCAACGGAGGAUUUGAGGCGUCGCCCGCACCAUCACCACCAUCACCAUCACCACAUCGUGCACCCGCGCACGCCCAGCCAACCCAGCCACCACAGACAUACCUCGUCGACAGCGUCACAGCCACAACACAGAAUGGCCAACAUCCUCGGCGACGGCGACGACGGGAUUACCACCGAAGACACGCAGGCCCCCCCGCAGUACCGGGUCUCGACCGGCGUCCGAUUGUGA